AUGGACGUACAAGGCAGGAGGACUACCAGAGCACUUUCAAAUGUCAACGAGAAUUUAGUGAAAAGAACAGCAGCUGGAAAGGAUACCUUAUUGACGAGAAGGCCAGCACUUAAGGAUCAACGAAAUGGAGCCAACAUUGCGGCCGCUGAUGCAGGAGCAAAGCCCAUAGCGAGGGCUACUAGGUCAGUCACUUUGAAGAACAAUGUACCAAAACCUCAGCAAAAUCAACAGAAAAAGGAACGACUUCCAGAUAAAAUCCAUCCAGAAGUUGUCGGUAUCGAUCGGGAAAUCCAAUACGUGGAGUAUUGUGAUCAGGUGUACAUAUAUCUUUUGAAUCGAGAGAAAAUGUGUUUGGUUGAAGAAGACUUCAUGGCACAAUCACCAGCUACACCAAAAAUGCGUGGAAUACUAGUCGACUGGCUGAUACAGGUCCAUACACGUUUCCACCUCUUGCCGGAAACGCUCCAUCUCACUAUCUAUCUCCUUGACAUAAUGCUAUCAAGAACAAAAGUUGAUAAGGGCGAACUACAACUGGUUGGAGUUGCAGCCAUGUUGGUUGCGUCUAAAUAUGAGGAGAUGUACGCACCGGACAUCCAUGAUUUCGAGUAUAUAACGGACAAUGCGUACAGUAAAAAACAAAUUUUGAAAAUGGAAGCAAAGAUCCUUAUAGCGACCAAUUUCGAUCUUUCACGUCCACACUCAUUAACAUUCUUACGAUGGUACAGCAAGGAAAUGAAAUUUGGAGUGCGGAUGCAUCACAUGGCCAAAUUUCUGAUCGAGAUGGCUUUUCUGGACUGCUCUUUGUCUUCGAUCUUGCCGUCGCGCAUCGCUUGCGCAGCCACAUACAUUGCUUCAAAAUUGUGCGAUACGCCCUACGAUAGCGAAACAAUGAGGAAACUGACGGGUAUCACGUUUCGGGAGACCGAAGAGCUGGUGACCAUGUUUGCGAAGGUGAUUCUGAGGCUACAUUCAUUACCAAAGCUGGUCGCUGUGCGCGAAAAGUAUUCUUCGGCUAAGGUAUUGGCCGUCUCACAGCUUUAUGAUAGCGAUAUCAAAAUGCUUACUGAACUUUCAUCUUGA
Molecule: messenger RNA, 1080 nt
Organism: Haemonchus placei
Lineage: Eukaryota; Metazoa; Nematoda; Chromadorea; Rhabditida; Trichostrongylidae
Source: the annotation of a GenBank genome assembly